Molecule: messenger RNA, 866 nt
Organism: Notothenia coriiceps (black rockcod)
Lineage: Eukaryota; Metazoa; Chordata; Actinopteri; Perciformes; Nototheniidae
Gene: prxl2b
Product: peroxiredoxin like 2B
Exons: 7
Coding region: 121-726 (201 amino acids)
Biological process (GO): prostaglandin biosynthetic process
Molecular function (GO): prostaglandin F synthase activity
Source: RefSeq, a predicted model, not a curated record
GGGCGUAUCAGGAUACAGAUGUUUUGUAACAGCGGUACUAUUAGAUUAUACAAUAUAGAAAUUGCACAUUUCUGUUAAGUUUGAAAAGCCGGUGCACUCUGUGUUACUCAAUCGCAGAAAAUGGCAAAGGUUGACCUUGUUAAAGUUGGAAAUAACUUGUUGAAGAGCGGUGAAACUGGAAAGAGUGUGGAGCUCCUGUCUCUCUGGCAGGACCAGCCCGUGGUUUUGUUCUUCCUGCGCAGAUUUGGCUGCCAGGUGUGUCGCUGGAUGGCAACAGAGAUCAGUAAACUGGAGCCGGACUUGAGAGCCAACGGUGUAGCGCUGGUGGGGGUCGGACCAGAAGAGUUUGGACUGAAGGAGUUCAAGGAAGGAGGGUUUUUCAAAGGACCCGUUUAUGUUGAUGAACAUAAGAAAAUCUACAAAGAUUUGGGCUUCAAAAGAUACACAGCCUUAAGUUUGGUUCCUGCUGCUUUGGGGAAGAAAGUACGAGAAGCAGCCUCAAAGGCCAGUGCUGAAGGCAUCCAGGGAAACUUCUCAGGAGAUCUGCUCCAGAGUGGAGGCAUGCUCAUUGUUGCCAAAGGUGGAGAAAAGGUUCUAAUGCACUUCAUCCAGGACUCACCAGGAGACCACCUAGCUCUUGAGGAUAUUUGCAAGGCUCUGGGUAUCUCAGCCAAUGCAAAGGCAGGACAGAUGCCAGUGUGCAAUGAAGAUGUUUGUACACGAUGAUGACAGAGAUGCCAGUCAUACCAGAUGAUAAUCUACAAAUUGAAUGGAGAUUCCUCAGAAAGUGAACACGUAUUAAAAAUUUCUUGCAAUUCAUUUGUCACAGUUGCACAAUAUAUUACUGUUUAUCUACAGCAGUGGUU